Messenger RNA from Patiria miniata (bat star), 2897 nucleotides. RefSeq names its product zinc finger protein 628-like. Gene Ontology annotation, molecular function: DNA-binding transcription factor activity; RNA polymerase II cis-regulatory region sequence-specific DNA binding. The record is from RefSeq and is a predicted model, not a curated record. The coding region runs from base 353 to 1654 and encodes 433 amino acids. Gene Ontology annotation, biological process: regulation of transcription by RNA polymerase II. The transcript is spliced from 2 exons. NCBI's taxonomy places the organism in Eukaryota, Metazoa, Echinodermata, Asteroidea, Valvatida, Asterinidae.
AUUCGUGCUUAUUCAACCACGCACAAUUCAGCCAUUGUACGCGGAUAUAGCGGAAAUUCAGCGAAUUCAACGCCACAAUAACCUACGUCUCUGCCGCGACGGAACGAUCAAAGUCCACUCCGUUCAUGCACAUUAAUAACCGGCAGGUCAUUAAUUUAAGGCUGUCAAAGUUUGAGCAGAGUUUGACUACAGUUUCUCAAGUUUACACGCAGGUUCGGCCAUCGGACUGUUGUCUCAUGCAUAUGACUUGCGCCGUGACGUAGCCACACGCCUUUUGUCCAACAUUGUUGUUGUCGAUGUGGGUGGACAGUGCCCUUCUCUAGUCGUCUAGGACCAGUGACCAGUCCCAAUAAUGGAGGAAGAAUCAGUGAAGAAAACUCAAGGCAUGGAGGAAGCUGAGAUGACUAAACCAACCAACAAACGAAGGAAAAGGGGCAGUGUCCAAGAUGAAGCUCGAAAGGAGACUAAGGGGGAUGACGUCACCAACAGUGACACCGGCGACAACCCACCAGCCAAGAAGAAGAAAGUAUGGCCCGCCAAAUACAACAAAGGUCCCUUUAUUUGCGCCUACUGCAGCAAGAAAUUCCGAGGGCUUCUGGAUCUGACGCGCCACGAGCGAACGCACACGAACGAGAAGCCGCUACUCUGUCCGGAGUGCGGCAUGGGGUUCGCCGGCGACUCGAGUUUACGAGUUCAUCUCAUGAUUCACCGAGACGAUCGGCCAUUCGCCUGCCCGACCUGCAAGGCGGCUUUCCGCAGCAAGCCCGCGCUGAGAGAGCACAUGGUCGUCCACACGGACCUGCGUCCGCACGUCUGCAAGAUCUGUGGCACUGGGCUGCGUCAGAGAUCGUCGCUCAAGAAACACAUGCGCAUCCACACGGGCGAGCGGCCGCACAAGUGCGAGAUAUGCGACCGGGCGUUCAGUAAACUCGAAACCUGCCGGCUGCACCAGCAGCGCCACGCCGACCCCAACAGCCGGGUCAAUCGGAUCCCGAAGGAGCCCCGGAGGAAUCGGAACAGGGUCAGAGGUGGCCGAAAGUUCCUACCUCAGAGGGUGAGAUGGGAAAUCACGCGGGAUCUCUGCCGGCAGGUCGACAACUCGCAGACACCGGCAGCACCACUCACAAACCUACCGACUAACAUGGUGUCCGUUACAACGCCUCUCAAUAUUAGUCCUUUGACAGAAGGCACUUCGAUGACGUCAGGGUCAAAUACUAACCACGUGACAUCGAAUACACCAGCCUCUACAGGUUCAACUGUACCGACUGGUGACACGCGUAACGGGUCCUUGACGCCCAGCGUUGUGCAGGCGGCAGCGAAAAGCACCAACGGCACAAAUGUCGCCCUCAAUGGCCCAACACUGUCGAAUGUCCCCACAGCGCCGAUACAGGGCACUCAAGUCUACGUGGCCCCUCCUUUCACAACGCACGCCACUUCCUCCCUUCCCGGUAGCAUUAUAACGUCUGAUAACGUCACUCCAGUUGACUUCCAUAAGACCGGCGGACGCAUGCCUAUCCAGACGCUUACCUCCGAUUCGCCCGUCUUGGUCAAUGCGCGGCAAGUGGUCACGUUCCAGUUCACGCCAUUUAUGGUCAUUAAGACGCCAUUCGGUGACCUCGGCAGUAACACUGCCAGCUCAGAGACUGCUUCAUAACAAGACAAUCUGCCUCUGUUCUAAUCACGAUAUUUGUUUGUACCAUUAUGAAGUAACCAGUCACUCAUUGCAUUAUGACCGCCAUUUUGAACUAAAAGUGAGGCUGAAGGUCCACACACAGACUUAUAUUGGGUGCGUUCGUUUAGCUCACCCGGAUCGAUAGGGGACAGCCCCGUGCCGUUCGAUUAGCUCUGACGUCAUACUCGGGGCUCACCCAGGCCAGCCACCACAGACCCUGCUCGUGGAGCGGAGUCACUGGAUGCGUUCGUUUAGCUCACCCGGGUCAACACUGGUAAGACGGGUCGUCAGCCAUGAGGCCGGGCUAAUCGAACACUUAACCGAGGGCCAUUAAGAUCCGAUGCCCUGAGCCGUGGCCGUAGCCACUGACAAAAGAUUUCCGCUGUCUGGCCGCCAUAUUUGUCCGUUUCUAGGGAAUGAACAACGCAUGCGUGACGUACUUCCACCACUGACUCUCGAACGCACCCAAUGUAUAAGGUAAUCAGUCACCAUUGAUCUCCACUAUACGUACAGUCGAGUCUCGGUAAUACAAACUCGUUCGGACCUAGCCAAAUUUUUUGUAAUAUCAGAAUUUUGUAUAAAGAGGAACAUCAGUCCCAUUCAUUGUGUACAUACAUGCCCAGUCGGGACCAAGACCUUAUUAUAACCAGAAUUUUGUAUUAACAGAGUUUGUACUAACGAGAGUCGACUGUAUUAUGGAGAUCAAUGUCAGUCAUUCAUUGCACGGGACCGCCAUAUUGAAACUAAAAGCGAGGCUGAACGUCCAUACAACAGACUUUUGUGAAGUUACACGUCACCACCGAGGAUGUAACGCGUUCAUUGUGCGAAAUACCAAAGCGCGAUUUGGAGCUUGUCCCAUUAAUUUAAAAAACUGUUUUUGGUUCUGACAAUAGUGUUCUGGUGGCUGAGAGUGUAUUCUGUAUUAUUUAGUUUAGUAACCCUGCUUAUACCGUUCUUAAAGAUACAAACAAGGAUUUCCCUCUAACUGCGCCUCAGCGCAAAAUGUCUUGCUUUUAAUCAGCCGUGUUUUUCUUAAUUAAUCUCAGGGUCUUGGAAUUCGUAUUACAUAUUUUUCUUGUUGCAAAAAGUUAUUAAAAAUAGACAUUUAACAUUUUGAAGUGGUUUUAUUGUAUUUUUGUUGUUUUGAUAUGUUAAUUAAAACUAAUGUUUUUUUCUGCAGUAUUAGUCAAUCGAAGAAAAAUAAAACGCGCUUUGAGGAACAGUU